CUUAACUUUGUCCUAAAUAGGGGGGUUAUUUGCCAAAAACACAAAGCUGGAAUGAUAAGCAGGGUCGCCUAUCUUUAUUCACCUUCAUACCUUUAAGUGUGCUUUGCACUUAUUGUUCCAGUUGCAGAGAGAUAGCUUUGCGACACAGGAGUUUGGCAUUCAAACACCCUUAAAUCCCUGACCCUAGAAUCGCCCCUGUGCAUCUGAUCAAACCGGGUGAGACAGAAGAUGACCGUUUAUGAGGAGGAGGAGGAGGCUCGUCAGCUCGUGGCUGGACGUUGAAACAAACGGAAGCUCCGGUGACUCCUCUCGUCCUCCGCGUUCCAUCGCGACGCAGGGAUGCAGCGGGUCACCAUGGCAACAGCAGCCUCCUCCCAGCAUGCAGUAGCCUCCCUCCCUCCCUCCCUCUCAGAGCGGCGUCAGGGUGGAGCAGCAGACAGACGGACAUCAGCAGCAGCAGAAGCAGCAGACAGGAGUGAUGAUGGAUGGAGACAGCGCCCCCCUCAGAGACGGGUCCGCCCAGGACGCUCAGAAGAUGAUGGGAGACCAGGCAUCUGUCAGGUCUCUGGACAAAUACCCAGGUGGAAGCGAAAGGGAAGAGCAGGAGGUUCAGGGAGAGGACGGUGACCAGCCGAAGAGCAGCACUGACGAGCAGCAGGAUGAGCCAAAAGAGCAGCACUCCGAGACAAAGACCAAACAGGAGGAGGAGGAGGAGGAGGAGGGGCAGCAGCUAGUAGGUGAAGAGGAAGACAAGAAAGAAAAACAGUUGGAGACUCCUUGCGCCUCCUCCACACCUUCUCCUGGAGACGAAAGAGAGGAGCGAGAGCUGACAAAAGAGGAACGGAAAGAUGAUGAAAAGGAAAAGGAAGAAAUGAGCGAGGAAGAGGGAGUCAAAGAGAAGGAGGUUCUGACCACCACACCUCCUCCGUCACAAGAGGAGGAGGAGGAGGAGGAGGAGGACAAAGUGGGAGGAGAUGAACAGGAAGAGAAGGAGAAUGACACGAUUGAUGGAGAGAGAGAGGAGGCGAAAGAGGAGAGGGAAUCUACAAUGAAAACAGAAGAGGGUCAGCUAGGAGGAGGAGGAGAUGGAGGGAUGGAGGUGAAGAAACAGGAGCAACCAGAGACACCACCAGUAGGAGCUGAUGAAGAGGAGGGGGUAGAAGAAAGGAUGGACAGGGGGAAUGAGGAGGAGAUGGAGGAGGAAGAAGCCGCAGGUGAGAGAGAGGAGGAGCAGCUGAAAGGAGGAGCGGUGACGUCAGCUGAGGAGGAGCAGGUGGAGUCUGUGGAAAUCCCUGACGGUAAGGCAAGCGCUCCUUCCCACCCAGGGGAACACGCCGAGGAGCAGGCGGAGACCCCCGACACACUGACCCACCAAACUCCCCCUGCUCCUCCGUCUUCAGCAGACCUGGAGAUCCCUUCCAGUAAAACAAGCGCUCCUAUGACCAACGGACCCAGCAAAGAGGGAAGAGGUCUGAGUCCUGCUGCAGCUCCUCCCUCCAGAACCAGAGCUCCACCCACAGCGGCUGUCCCCAGCCAGAAAACAAGCAGCUCUCCUCUGAAACAGGCUGCGCCAGCUAAGAAACCAAGCGCUCCUCCUCCCCUGACUAAAGCAAAAGCAGCUGACGAAAGCAUGAAGGCCUCUAAGACGGCCGGAGCAGCCAGAGCAGCCAAGCUGAUCUCAGCCAAGAGUACAGAGUCGGUCGACGGAGUCAGCAGUCCAGGGAGUCGUUCUCCUGCCAGCCGCUCGUCCACUCCGAACAAAGACGUGAAGAAGGUGGCAGUGGUCCGGACCCCUCCCAGGUCCCCUGGUUCUGCUCGUGGACGGACGGCCCCACUCCCCUCCCACCCCAUGCCCGACCUGAGCAACGUGAAGUCAAAGGUGGGAUCGACGGAGAACCUCAAACACACACCCGGAGGGGGCAAGGUUCACAUUGUUAGCAAGAAGCUGGAUCUCACUAAUGUGGCGUCAAAGUGCGGCUCCAAAGACAACAUCCGUUACAAACCAGGUGGAGGGAAGGUGGAGAUAAAGUCAGAGAAGGUGGAUUUCAAAACCGUUCAGUCUAAAGUCGGUUCCCUGGAGAACGUCACUCAUGUGCCGGGAGGAGGGAAGAAGAAGAUUGAGAGUCAGAAACUGACCUUCAGAGAAACCGCCAAAGCCCGAACCGACCACGGUGCCGACAUCGUCGUUCAGGCCGACUCCAGCCCUCGCCUUAGCAACACUUCCUCCCGUGGAAGUCUUAACGCUGCUGAAGCCACGCCCCUCGACACCCUGGCCGACGAGGUGUCCGCCUCCCUCGCCAAACAAGGCCUGUGAUUGGAUGACCCCUGUGCCUGAAGCCCCCGUCCCCUCUGAUACCAAGGAAACUGCUUGAUGGAAGAAAGAAAAAAAAAGAAGUCAUCAAUUUGCCUUUUUCUUCAUUACAUAUUACAUUCACUUCACACCAAAGAUCGGAGAGGUUUUAUGAUAUUAAAGUUUAACUGAAUGCAGCUAAACCACAUAACAGUCAGCCAGGUGCUCCAGAUGAACAGUUUAAUCCAGAUACACCCAGCAUGUUUUUAGCCUAGUUUAGCACAGACGCUGCAUACAAGAUGAAAAUAUUAGCGUAGCUCCAUUAAAAGAGAGAACAACUGCCCAUGUUGGUUCAGCAGACUCAUAGCUGGUGGAUGGCAAUUUUCCAUCUUCCUUCAGUCGUUGUGCUAAGCUAGGCUAAACAGAUUUUAAAUCUCUUUGUACGGAGGCAGAGAUUAGAUUUUGGAGGUCUUGAAUACAGGGUCAGAGAGAUGGUUCUUUGAGGAGGUUAUGAGCUUAAACAAGUUGUUCCCUGAGGAGAAGAAGCUGAGAUCCAUCAUCUGAUCUGACUCUGAAGACGCAGAAAAUGCACUAAAGCAUGCUAAUUGCUAACUUGCCUGGACCAGCCUAUUCGUUAGCUUUGUUCAUAAAAUCCCUCCAAUCGAAGAAAGCCUCUCUCUGAAGUCGCCUCUUUCCGCCAAUCGCCAUCACUUCUGUGUUUCUCAAAGCCCCAUGAUGACCCCCUGCUCCCAACAACUCCCAUCAGUGAAAAACCUACCCAGAAUGCAGUUUGAUACUAGGUGCCAAAACCAUUAUCUCUCUCUCUGCCUGUCAACUGUUAAAGUGCUCUGGACCAAUAAAGUUUCUCUUGGUUCUGA
This is a messenger RNA of Mugil cephalus (flathead mullet), 3168 nucleotides long. RefSeq names its product microtubule-associated protein tau b (gene maptb). Bases 479 to 2314 code for a protein of 611 amino acids. NCBI's taxonomy places the organism in Eukaryota, Metazoa, Chordata, Actinopteri, Mugiliformes, Mugilidae. Gene Ontology annotation, biological process: neuron projection development; microtubule cytoskeleton organization. The transcript is spliced from 11 exons. The record is from RefSeq and is a predicted model, not a curated record. Gene Ontology annotation, cellular component: neuron projection. Gene Ontology annotation, molecular function: microtubule binding.